This is a messenger RNA of Syngnathoides biaculeatus (alligator pipefish), 6849 nucleotides long. It is a transcript of the gene arhgap35b, whose product is annotated as Rho GTPase activating protein 35b. Gene Ontology annotation, molecular function: GTP binding; GTPase activity. The transcript is spliced from 6 exons. Gene Ontology annotation, biological process: signal transduction. The coding region runs from base 1260 to 5834 and encodes 1524 amino acids. NCBI's taxonomy places the organism in Eukaryota, Metazoa, Chordata, Actinopteri, Syngnathiformes, Syngnathidae. The record is from RefSeq and is a predicted model, not a curated record.
CAGAUCUAUACACAAUUUUUUUUUUGUCCAAGCUUCCCGGCUGAUGUCUUGAGAUGUUGCAUUAAUAUCUCCACGUAAUGUUGUUUCUUCAUGAUGCCGUUCCUUUAUGAGGAGCUCCAUUUUCUUCUGCUGCAAAACAGCCCCCACAGCAUGAUGCUGCCACCUCCAUGCUUCACAGCUUGGACGGUGUUCUCAGGGCUACAAGCCCCCCCCCCCCCUUUCCUCCAUUCAUCCAGCAUCUUUACAUGGGUCUUCAGUUUUUGUUCUGGGAUUUAUUUGCACAUUUUGGACCAAAACACGUUCAUCUCUGGGACACAGAGUCGGUCUCCUCCCUGAACGAUGUAAAGGCUGGACAUUCCCACGAUGUUCAUACUUAGCUUCAAGCAUCUGGAAAUUGCCCCCAAGGAUGAGCCAGACUUGUGGAGCGCCAUGAUUCUCUGUCUGUGAUUUUCUUACGAUAUCAAACGAGGCAGCAGAGUAUUUGAGAUGCGGCAUCAAUGAACUCACACGUCGGAGCUGCCGUAGCCAUGACCCCGUCAACUGGGUUUCCCCGUGUUCUUUAAAGACGCGGUACUUAUUGCGUGACGAUGCAUGAGGACGUCUAUUUGUUGCAGAUUUUUGCAUUUGAAUUGUCAGAAGACGUUUCCUGCUAGUUUGGUCGAGGGGGUCGUCAUAAACCCGGAAAGAGGGUCUCUUGUCAGCUACCAGUUGACAAUUCAAGAAUUCAAAUUUGAACACUGAAUCAUUCUGACCGCCGAUUGAACGUGACUGAGAUGGUCACACCAUCGCCGACGACGCCAUUUGUCAUGGGAUGCGAGUCUCCAUCCGUUUUUCGUUUUGGAACAAAGGAACUUUCACUGAUACUGAACGUAGGUAUGUGACCCGUGUACGGCGCAACGCGGUCAACUUGGCAAGGUGUUUUUGUUCUACUGGUGGGAUUUAGCGCCACGGGUGGUACAAUCGAGAACGCGGCGACUCCCACCUCUGCCCGCCCGGUCAGUCAGUUGAUUUUCAAGUCCGACACUCGACGAUAAUGUUGUGGCCGUUUGUGCAGUGCAAAAUUGCUAAAGCCGGUCCCCCCUUGUCUUCCAGGACCUGACGUUCAAAGGGGAUGAAUGAAGGAAGGGAGCCUUCAUAUCGUCGACAUAUCGCACAGCUCCAUCAAUUGAAACUCCAAGCGAAAAGUCAGCCCUUCAGCAGCUUUAUGGACAAACCUUUCCCACCACAGUCGCCGUUUAUGGCAGGAUGAGCCUCAGGAGAUGAUGAUGGCGAAAAAGCAAGACGUCCGCUCCCCCGUUUACAAUCUGAUCGUGGUGGGUUUGUCAGGUACAGAGAAAGACAAAGGCCAGUGCGGAGUGGGAAAGUCCUGCCUGUGUAACAGGUACGUCAGGCCCAGCGCCGACGACUUCUACUUGGACCACACGUCGGUGUUGAGCACCAGCGACUUUGGGGGACGAGUGGUCAACAAUGAUCACUUUCUCUUUUGGGGGGAAGUCUCGCGGCUUCUGGAAGAAGGGCCGGAGUGCCGAAUGCACGUCGUGGAGCAAACGGAAUUCAUCGACGACCAGACCUUUCAGCCUCACCGUAGCACCGCAAUGCAGCCUUACAUGAAACGGGCGGCUGCAACCAAGCUGGCGUCAGCGGAGAAGCUCAUGUAUUUCUGUACCGAUCAGCUGGGCCUGGAGCAAGACUUUGAGCAAAAACAAAUGCCCGAGGGCAAGCUGCAGGUGGACGGCUUCCUGCUCUGCGUUGACGUCAGCCGGGGCAUGAACCGCAACUUUGACGACCAGCUGAAAUUUGUCACAAACCUCUACGGUCAGCUCAGCAAGACGAAGAAACCAACCGUGCUCGUGCUCACAAAGUGCGAUGAAGGAGUGGAACGCUACAUCAAAGAUGCGCAUACCUUCGCCAUCACCAAAAAGAGUCUGCCCGUGGUGGAGACAUCCGCUCGUUCAAACAUCAACGUGGACCUCGCCUUCCUCACGUUGGCUCAGCUGAUUGACAGAAGCAGGGGCAAGCCCAAGAUCAUCCCCUACUUCGAAGCACUGAAGCUGCAGAGCCAGCAGAUAGCGUCCGCCAAGGAUCGCUACGAAUGGCUGAUCAACCGGAUCGUGAAGAAUCACAACGAAACCUGGCUGCACACCAGCCGACGCAUGAACACGUCCCCGGAGUACAAAGAGUACGUUUUCUUGGAGGGAACGGCCAAAUGCAAGAAGCUUUUCCAGCAGCACGUUUACCGUCUGAAGCAGGAACAUAUCGAGCGUCGUCGGACAAUCUACCUGAGCACGCUUCCUCUCGCACUGAGUUCUUUGGUGCCCGACCUGGACGAAAUCGACCAACUCAGCUGGUCCGGUGUACAGAAGGUUCUGGAGUCCAAGCAGCACUUUGCCCACUGGUUUGUUGUUCUGGAGGACUCGCCUUGGGAGGAUACGUCUCACAUUGACAACAUGGAGGACGAGCGGAUCCCGUCGGACCUUCUGGAGACGGAUGAAGCCGAGGAACUGUUUAACGCCCACCUGGAGCACUUGCGGAACGAGUGCAGACGGGCGGAGAUGAGGCUCGAGUUCAAGCACAAGCUUUCGUCUUCUCCCUUUGUCACACCCGGGAGACCUUGGGAAGAGGCUCGCAGCUUCAUCAUGAACGAAGAGUUCUACCAGUGGCUCGAGGAGCCCGAGUACCUGGACCUUUACAACCGGCAUCAAAAGGAGCUCAUUGACCGCGCGAAGGAAGACUUUCAGGAGCUGUUGCUGGAGUACUCCGAGCUUUUCUACGAACUCAAAGUGGACGCCAAACCGAGCAAGGAAAAAAUGGGGGCCAUUCAGGACGUGUUGGUGGAGGAGCAGCGGUUCAAGGCGCUGCAGAAGCUUCCAGCCGAAAGGGACGCUCUCGUACUGAAACAUAUCCACUUUGUGUAUCACCCCACGAAGGAGACUUGCCCGAGCAGUCCAAACUGCGGAGACUCAAAGAUCGAACAGCUCCUGGCGUCCCGUUUCCCCACGUGUUACCCGUGUUUUUUGGAUGCCAGAGCUCAUUUCGGAGACACCAAGGCCGACCGGAUCAAUCUCGUCAUAUUGGGAAAGGAUGGACUGGCCAGAGAAUUUGCCAACGAGAUCAGGGCUCUGUGCACAAACGACGACUGGUACGUGUUGGACGGGAAGAUGUACGAGCUGACGCUGCGGCCCAUCGAAGGGAACGUGCGUCUUCCUGUGAAUUCUUUCCACACGCCGACGUUCGCCCCUCACGGAUGCCUGUGUCUGUACAAUUCCAAAGAAUCCCUGUCUUACGUGAUCGAAAGCCUCGAGCGUCUUCGGGAAUCAACGCUGGGGCGGAGGGACAGCCAGCUGGCGCAGCUGCCGACUUCGCUGCUCCUGGUCACCAAAAGGGGCGUCGGCUCGUACGCCGACGUCGGUGGAGAAACUGCCUUAAACCUGAUAACGCAGGGACAGCAGGUCGCGAGAAGACUCCAGUGCAGCUUCCUGGAUCCCGCCUCCCCCGGGGUGGGCUACGGGCAUCGCGUCAGCGAGUCCCAAAUCAACCAGGUGCUCCGGGGCCUUCUGGAUAUCCGGAGGAGCGCGUCCUUCGGCGGCGGCUCCCCCCCGCUCCUCCCCGAGCCCCCGUCUCCUCAUCAGCCGGAUCCCGAGGCGGACCUCCGCAUCGUCAUGUGCUUGAUGUGCGGCGACUCCUACGACGUUGAGCAGCUGCUCUCGCCCUUCCUGAUGCAUCAGCACUGCAGGCCCGUGUCCAACGCCGGCACCUGCGUGCUGCUGGAGCAGACGGUCGCUGGGCAUAAGCUGGCCAUAGAGCUGUCCUUCGUCUCGUAUCACGCCUCCUUCGCGUUGCGGAAGAGCAGGCUGGUCCACGGCUACUUUGCGGUGUACUCGGUCUCCCGAAAGGCAUCCCUUGAGACGCUGUGCGCCUUCUUGUGUGAGGUUCAAGACAUCAUCCCGGUGCAGCUUUUGGCCGUGGGCGACAGCCAAGCCGAGUUGACGGAGAGCAACUACGCCCGGGAGCAGCAGAUCCAAGGGGAGGAGCUUGCCCACGAGAUCGAAGGCCGUUUCAAUAGCGUGGUCUGCGGAUCGGGGGGCGUCGCGGGGGGCCUGCACAGGAUAGAGAUGUUCCAUCCCUUUCUCAUGGAGGCGGUGGAGAAACGCAACAUCGUGGAAGCCACGCACAUGUACGAUAACGUCGCCGAAGCCUGCACCAGCGAAAACGUGUACUCCCCGCGCUGUAGUUCUCCCAGUCCGGUCACCAUGUUCCUGGACUCCGAGGACGACGUCGAGCCUUCGCCUCCGUACCACGACGGCACCCUCGCGUCUCACCACGGGGGCUUCAACCUGCCCGACUCGGACUCCGGCGACGUCUCGCUCAUCUCCGAUAUCCGAGACCUGGAGAGCAAACUCAACAACAAGGCGCCCCCGCACGCGAGAAUGAAACCCGGCGUCACUUUUGACUUUCGAAAGGUCAGCCGAAACCCGUACACGGACACGGUCGCUCACCGCCGCUCGCUGCCGUCCGCCGUCUCCUGGGUGCCCGGAGGCGACGUGGGGUACGACCCGUCGGAUUACGCGGAACCCUUAGACGCCGUGUGCAAGCCCCGCCCCAGCAACGACGAAAUCAUCUACUCCGUGCCGCACGACAGCACGCAAGGAAAGAUCAUCACCAUCCGCAACUCCAACAGGAUGCACUCGAACGGCAACGGCUCCGACAGCGAAGCAGACAGCGGUUCCCUGGAGCGGAGGAGGAAAUUCUCGGCGGCGGGCGUGAAGCCCCGUCUCUAUCGCGAUCGCUCCAAGCGGCUCGGCAAGUUCAGCAGCUUCCGCACCAGCUUCAUCGGCAGCGACGACGAGAUGGGAGCGCUCCCCAAGUCCAAGGAGGACGACUACGGGACACUCAAGGGGGAACAUUUGGUGAACGAGGAGAACGAGGACCCCAAAAAAAGGAACAUCCUGAAGAGCCUUCGGCGAACGGCCAAGAAAUCAAGACCAAAGCCCCGCCCAGCAAUCCCCAAGCCCAUGGAGAGCAGCUACUUUGGGGUCCCCUUAGUCAACGUGGUGUCUCCGGAGAGGCCGAUUCCGCUCUUCAUCGAGAAGUGCGUUCGCUUCAUUGAGACCACGGGUCUGAACACGGAAGGUUUGUACCGGGUCAGUGGGAACAAGUCCGAGAUGGAAAGCAUCCAGAGGCAGUUUGAACAGGACCACGGAUUAGACCUGGUGGAGAAAGACUUCUCCAUAAACACUGUGGCCGGAGCCCUCAAGAGCUUCUUCUCCGAGCUGCCUGAGCCCCUGGUGCCUUGUGCUCUGCAGGCGGACCUACUGGACGCUUUCAAGACGGGUGACAGAGAACAGCGGCUCUACGCCAUGAAGGACGUCCUGAGGAGAUUCCCCAGGGAGAACUACGAUGCCUUCAAAUACGUCGUCAGCCACUUACACAAGGUGAGCCAGCUGAGCAGGCUGAACCUGAUGACCAGCGAGAACUUGUCCAUCUGCUUCUGGCCCACGCUCAUGCGGCCCGACUUCACCACUAUGGACGCCCUGACGGCCACGCGCACCUACCAGACAAUCAUUGAGAUCUUCAUCCACCAGUGUGCAUUCUUCUUCUACAACCAGCCGCUCGUGGACUCCCCCACGGGGCCGGGGGGGCUCCCCGCUUCGCCCACCGCCACCCUGGGCGGGAGCUCGGCCUACUCGUGUUACCGCUCGUCUCCUCCGCACUUCAGCCCCCUGCAGCAGCAGUCGCCGCCCACCACCCCGCAGUCCCCCCUGCAGUCCCUGCUGCCCCCCUUGCACCAGCACGCCCACCCUCACCACUCCCCCGCCGAACAGGAGACGCUGUGAAAACCGCGUGCGCCCCCCCCCCAGAUUCUCGACAGCAAGACGGAUGUGCCGACGUCGUGGUGGAUGAUGGAAAGGGGGCGGGGCGCGGGCACGAGACAUUUGUGGCCGCUGUGUUUUUAAAUCUGUUCUUUGUCCUCAUGAAGUACUGCCACUGGAUUUGUCGUCUGGCCCUCCGUGUCCUUUUGGGGGUGAAAUGUUGCGCCCUCUGGUGGAGGUCUUUGGCAAGCCCAUUUCAUUGGUAGCGGCGAGGCUUACACAUCCAGGGAUGCACUUUAAUGUCCAAUUUUGGUUGAGUUUUUUUCCGGGGGGGGGCAUAACUGUGCAUUUAUCAUUUUGACAGCUCAGCCAUAGCCUCUCCAGAUCAAAUUUUGUUUACGUAAAAAGGAGGUUUUUUUUUUUUAUACCCGCUUACUUCUCUGAAGCACUUUUUGAUAGCGUAGCGUUACAUUUGUAUUGUCCAUGUUCCCCGUUUAGUAGUCAAGAUCCCCAAAUGUAAAAAAAAAAAAAAAAAAAUCUCAUCGGUUGGAUUAUUCCAGGGCGCCGAUCCAGUUUCAGGCCUCGCGCCCUUUCUAGCUGUCGGUUGAGCCCGAUGGAUUUUCGGGGUUUGAUUGUCAAUGUGGGUCAAGUGAAGAAUUGUAGCCAUAUUUGAUCAGCGCACUUGAAACGUAACAAGAAGAUGGUGUUGAAUAUUCCCUCCAGUUUCCACACUGACUGCAAAUCACGACGUAUUGAAGUAUUUUAGCAUAUCGUCCAUUCUUAAUGAAGAAUUUGUUUUUUUUUUGUCCAAACCUUCAAACUAACAAAACCGAGCUGUGUGUUUCCUACUGGGACAGGACAAGUGUGUUCUAUCACUGGAUGGUUUGUUUUUUUUUCUCCACAAUGAUGUUUGGUCAUCCGUUUGAAAGGAGUUGCUGCGACCGGCCCAUGGAGAGAAAACACUGUAAAUACACAAGCGGGACUGCUCAAAACCAUUCAGUGGGCAAAGUGUGACUUGUGUACCUGUUUGUAGGCUGGG